Molecule: messenger RNA, 2986 nt
Organism: Paramisgurnus dabryanus
Lineage: Eukaryota; Metazoa; Chordata; Actinopteri; Cypriniformes; Cobitidae
Gene: kirrel1b
Product: kirre like nephrin family adhesion molecule 1b
Biological process (GO): cell-cell adhesion
Cellular component (GO): plasma membrane; cell-cell junction
Molecular function (GO): cell adhesion molecule binding
Source: RefSeq, a predicted model, not a curated record
UGACAACUAGCCCCGGCGUCAUCUAAUAGAAGCUGUUAAUCUUACAGGGUCCAAAUUGUUCUCUGCUUAAACCGUUUCUGUAUUUUGACAUGGAGCCUGCGAUGACAAUGCAGGAAUACAAAAAUCUUGAUAUGAUCCGCCGUCACUGAUGCAGCGUGCUGUGACAUUGAAAAACGCGUAAGGACGAUAAACGCAAUCAACGAGAGCGCGAGGGGGAGAGAGACAUAGGGCGACAGAAAGAAAUAGAGAAAGAGAGAGAGAGCGGGCGAUCCAUCGGCGCAGUACCAAGCAGUGAGCUCAGAACUCUGCGUCUCUCAACAAUCACAAAUUGAAAUUUCCACGAAAUAGAGAGAUUGGGAUUUUUUCCGUGAUCCAGUGAGCUCAUCCACACAUCAUAUUCGUCUCUGCUGAGGAGGGAGAGGGAAAUAUGCGCUGAAUGAAUGCGGACCGGUCCAAAUAGGCGUCUGGACGUGAAUGAUAUCAUCAGCAGCGGUUCGUGGGAUUUCACAGUCCAGUGUAAAGAGAAUGAAUUGAUGGUGUUUACUAAGUGGCAGCGGGGCAGAUGGGGAUCAUCAUGACUUGGCUCUGGAUUUUAACUUUGACCAUCAGCGUGCACAGAGUGUUGGGCGGCCCGCGGUUUUCGCAGGAGCCGGCAGAUCAGUCAGUGGUGGUCGGAGAGAGGGUGGUCCUGUCCUGCGUAGUGUUUAACUACACCGGCAUCGUACAGUGGACUAAAGAUGGUCUCGCUCUUGGCAUCGGAGAGGACUUGAGAGCAUGGCCGCGGUAUCGUGUUUUGCGUAUAUUGGAUGUUGGGCAGUAUAAUCUGGAGAUUACGUCAGCAGACUUGUCGGAUGAUUCGCUGUACGAGUGUCAAGCCACUGAAGCUGCUCUGAGAUCAAGAAGAGCCAAAUUGACUGUUCUAAUCCCUCCUGAAGGUCCUGUUAUUGAGGGCGCUCCAGAGAUCCUGUUAACUGCAGGAACCGCAUAUAACCUCACAUGUGUGUCACGAGGAGCAAAGCCACUAUCCACAAUAGAAUGGCAGAAAGAUGGGAUUUUAGUGGAGGGAGCCCAUACGAGCACCGAGGUUUUAGCAGACAGGAAGAGAGUGACCACACGCAGCUUUCUAGAGAUCCACCCAGUGGAUAAAGACACAGGCCGGAAUUUCACCUGUGUGGCGUCAAACCUGGCAACACCUCUGGGGAAGAGGGCAACCGUAACUCUCAACAUCCACCAUCCCCCCACAGUAAUUCUGUCCAUAGAGCCUCGCUCCGUUCUAGAAGGAGAGAGGGUUACGUUUACCUGCCAGGCCAUUGCCAACCCUCCCAUUAUGGGUUACAGGUGGGCUAAGGGAGGUGUGAUUCUGGACGGAGCCAGAGAAAGUGUGUUUGAGACUACAGCAGAUCACUCGUUCUUCACCGAGCCUGUGUCCUGCCUGGUCUUUAAUGCAGUUGGGAGCACGAACGUCAGUAUAUUGGUGGACGUCCAUUUUGGUCCGAUUCUGGUUGUGGAACCGAGGCCUGUAACUGUAGAUGCUGAUUCUGAUGUCACUCUUAAUUGUAAGUGGGCAGGAAAUCCACCACUCACCCUCACGUGGACCAAAAAGGGCUCCAGUAUGGUCCUCAGUAACAGUAAUCAGUUAUUGCUAAAGUCUGUGACCCAAGCGGAUGCUGGUCAGUAUGUGUGUAAAGCCAUUGUGCCCAGAAUCGGCGUCGGUGAGACCGAGGUCACGCUUACCGUCAAUGGUCCUCCGAUUAUAUCAAGCGAGCCGAUCCAGUACGCUGUGAGAGGAGAGAAGGGAGAAAUCAAGUGCUACAUUGCCAGCACCCCUCCACCAGACAAAAUUGUUUGGGCCUGGAAGGAGAAUGUGUGGGAGAAAGAGAGAGGAACACUGUUAGAGAGAUACACAGUGGAGCAGAGCAGACCUGUGUCACAAGGGGGCGCUGUUCUCUCCACUCUCACCAUCAAUAAUGUCAUGGAAGCAGACUUCCAGACUACUUAUAACUGCACUGCAUGGAACGCUUUUGGACCGGGAACCAUGAUCAUUACACUCGAGGAAACAGAUAUAGUGCCUGUAGGUGUGAUAGCAGGCGGAUCUGUUGGAUCUUCGAUUUUGCUGCUCCUCCUCCUCUUUUCUCUUAUAUUCUAUCUCUAUCGACAACGCAAAGGCAAUCGUCGUGGAGUCGCAUUGAAGCCAGACAUUAAGGUGGAAACGGUCAACAAGGAAAGCCACAGUCUUGAAGAAGAGGCCGCCAGCGCCUCCACAGCAACACGAAUGGUAAAGGCCAUGUAUUCUUUUCUUCCCUCUGUCUCCCUUUCUCCCUCCACACAGCCUUUCAAAGAUGACAUGGACCUGAAGCAAGACCCUCACAAUGACACUAUGGAGACCAAGGUGGAUGAAUAUGAGCCUAAGGACCCCACUAAUGGCUACUACAACGUUCGAGCUACAACGCACGAAGAUGUCCGGGCCUCCACCCGCUCCUUGCUGUACCAAGAAUUUCGCCCACCAAAUCCCGCGUCGGUUUCGGCGUCAGCCGCUGGUCCGGUGCCCAACAUUCACCCUGCGCCCCCUGGCCGUUACGAACCUCGCCCCGCAUCCCGAAUAGCUCACAACACGUAUGCCCAUUUUAACACCAUUGCCAGGGUGCCGCACAGUAAAGGCCCGCCCAACCCCAUCUCCAAGACCACAGACUAUCCCGCAGAUCGCGGGUUGCUGGAAUCGACCAAUCCGUUAGCUUUCGACAGCUAUGCUUAUUCAACAACACCUCAAUAUAGGUUAGGGUUUGCCCCACCUUUGGAGGGAGGACCGGCCUAUGAAAUGUAUCCUACGGGACAAGGGGCGGGGACAAGUCAAGGGGCAGGGACGAGUCAAGGGGCGGGGCCAGACCCAGGUGUGGGAAAAUACACCAGCUCUGCCCAAUUUCCCUAUUCGACCCCUCCCACGGAGUACUCGCAGAGACACACGCAAAGAAUGCAGACUCACGUGUGA